Molecule: messenger RNA, 4329 nt
Organism: Medioppia subpectinata
Lineage: Eukaryota; Metazoa; Arthropoda; Arachnida; Sarcoptiformes; Oppiidae
Source: the annotation of a GenBank genome assembly
GUUGGAAAUGCAGUCCAAAUGCAUUCAAACCUGCGUUUAAUCUACUGAUUGUCACAACACUUGAUCCCCGAUUACACGACAACACCCUUUCGGCGACAUCUUUGCGAACCAAUUGGUGGUAGAGUUGAGUUGAUGGUGAAAAUGUUGGUCCAAUCGACGGCUACCAUAAGCGAAGUGCUGAAGAAUUUGUCGGUUUAUAUCCAAAGCUCAUCACUAAAUGACAGGAAAACUAUUUUCAAUCAUUUGAUUCAAUUGAUUGAUACCAAAGACAUCGAAGAGACAACAAUUCGCGGACUCUUUAAAGUAAUAAUAAUAACGUUUAUGAGAUAUAAUGACACGAAAUCCGUUUCAUUAGUCAUACAUUUUGUGAAACAUUUGCUGAAGAAAUAUCCGGCGAUCGGUUCCAAGCAUUUGGUGCAAUGUUUGCAUAGCUUUAGUCUUCAGUUAAAGCAAUUAAAUUCAACCAAAUCUAUAGCCAGAGUGUGUUUAACAGCGUUUAAACUAAGCGUUUGUUUGGAUUGGAAUCAAUGCAACGAUUAUGAGAUUCAACACAAACUCAUUGAAAGUCAGGCCAUUCUCUCUGUCCUUAUCAUUGCGACCGACUCUUCAAACAUCAGAGACAAGGCUUACAACAAACUGAAGACAUUCUGGAAGUGCAUACCUAUUGAUGAAUAUGCGGCCGCUUUAGGCAAACUGUCGGCCAAUGUUGAGCCCAGUCUUGCACUUCAAUUGACAAUCAUUUGGGAUUUUGUAAUCAAAUACUUAUCAGAAUUGAAAUCAUUUGAAACGAUCACUAAAUAUAAACCAAUAUUUAGAGAUUUAUUUCUUAAACACAUCAUUGGCUGCAAAACCAAACACUCAAAUGACAUCAUAUCUGUUGGCUUUAAAUAUCAAUUGAAACAAAUAACUCACGAAGACUUUGCGCAACUCUUUCUGCCAUCAAUUCAAAAAGCAGUUUUGCGUAAUUCAGAAGUAGUUCUCAAUCUAAUUGGUGUUAUAUUCAAGGGAUUAUCACUUGACUUGAGUCCAUAUGCUUCAGAAAUCGGGAAACUGUUGGCCUCUCAGUUGCAUUCAAAGGAUGAUAUGCUUCGCUCUGAAGCCAUUGAUGCGACAAAACAUUUGGCUCAACAGUGCUCUAACUCGUCGGCCAUCGAAGGUCUUCUCAAACACUAUUUUGCUGUUCUUAAUGGCAGUGAAGGAAAGCUAACGAUUGCUGUCCAGCGUUUGGGUGUCGUCUCUGGAAUUGGAGCUCUGAGUCAUCACUCGGUUAGCGGUGAAGCCCAACACUUGAGUGCUGUGGCGUUGGAGUCGUUUGUCACUGUUUUGAAGCAAGAGGUUCACGAGCCAACUAUUCUUCAUAUGACAGCACAGCUCCAGUUGUGGUGCAAUCGAUUGGUUACAGAAAUACCAAAAUCAUUCAUUGAGUGGUUUAAAGCGCUGCAAACAUUGAAAACAUCCACGGCUUACGUAAAAAGCGCUUACAUUUCAUGUCUGAACGCAGGGUUUAAGGAAAAUAUGUCCGAACAGGCGAGUGAUGUCUUAACUAUUCUGACGACUUCAGCCCAAAAGUCAUUCACUGCAACCGUUUCCCAAAUGCCAAACCUUACUGAAGGUCUAAACGCUUUAUGUCUGUCACUAAAGCUGAUCGCAUCCGAUAAACAGUUUGAAACGAAAUACAAAUCGUUAUUCAAUCAGUUGUUUGAAACCCAAAAGUUGGCUUUUCUUUCGGACAAAUUUAUUAGUUCCGCGUCAGAGGAAUCGUUGCAAACAUUAACCCAUUUUAUCGAUUGUCUUGUUUUUAAUUACGAAACAAAACUCGUGUCGAAAAUGAAACCAAUAAACACUUCACUUCUUCUUUUGAUGACACAUCCAAUCUCUUAUGCGGUCCGCAAACAGGCCUUUAUUACUACAAAGAAAUUGGCCUCUAAUUCAAUCAACGAUAAGUUUGCCAUCGAUUUAAUUAAGGAGUUUUACCUACUCUUUAAAGACAUGAAAGACAAUCAAAAUGAUAGCAAUUCAUUAAAUAGUGAUGAAACUCAAGCGAACACAGAAGUGACAAAACAACCGUCGGUUUCAGCACUCAUUGAAUGUCACAAUUCGUUGCUUUCGUAUUGCAAUGACGAACAGAAUUUGAAAUGUUUACUUCUGGUCGCCUUAUCUUCGGCUCAUAUAAACCCCAUUUUCAACACUAAUCCCAACCUUUGGUAUAACUUAUUGCACAAAAGAAUUGAUUACAAACUUUUGGACCAAUUUAUUAAAGACAACAAAGACAUGAUUGUACAGACAGUUCUCCGAGAGAUCGAUGAUAUUUGCGUGAAGAGAAAUGCUGUCAAAGCACUCGUAUGUCUCGCACCGCAUGACUUCAUACCAAUAUUCUUGACUAAAGCUGUGAAUACAUUAUCAAAACCAGACUUUAAAAUAAUUACUCAAAUGGAUUAUGAAAUAUAUUUAACUAAAGACAAUGAAUUAUACGAUCAAUCGAUUUUGGAUGCAAUUCCCGCUGAAAUGCAAAACAAGAAUAUCAAAAGAGAAUCGAAAGUGUAUUCAUAUAAAGAACAGAUGGAAGAGAUUGAGCUGAAGAAGGAAUUGGAGGCCAAAAAGAAAACACAGACCGACUCUAAGGGACCGCAAAUGUCUAAAAAGCAAUUGGAAGCCAAACAACAACAGCUCGAAAAAGAGGCACAAAUUCGAUCAAAAUUAACCACAAUUUACAGCGAGUUUUGUGUUGCAAUUGAUUUGAUUGAGUCGAUUGCCAUCAGUAACGCAAACGCCAUUUCUAAUUAUAUUAAUGACGUUUUGUUUGCGUUAAUUAAUCUCUUUUCGUCACCACUUUGUUCACAAAAGGCCACUAAACUGUUCGUUGAUUUGCGUAAAACACUAUUCAAUCAAAGAGACUCGGAUUUGAAACGCUUCGGCGACUCUUUGGCUUAUUUGACUCUCAGACAACUCAAGCCUUUUUGCCCGAUCGACGAGCACUGGACUACCGGUGAUCUGAAUGAACGCGUCGAUAAACUGAUGACUCAAUUACACAAACGGACGUGUCGUCCGACGGGACGAGAUUAUGACGAAAAGACGGCACAAUUGGCUAUAAAGUUGCGUUUGACUGCACCGGCCUUUGCCUAUACCUUCCCAUUAAUCCAAUCUCUGCUAAUGAAUAGCCAGACACCAGACGACCUACUGUUGAAAUGUUUGCAAAUAGUGUCAGAGCACUCGCACAUGAGAUUCAAUAUGAGCUAUGGUUUGGAUGACAUCGAAGACGACACCAUUGGACUCAAAGAUCCCAAAUAUUUGCCCCUCAAGUAUAUGUUUGAUACGAUUAUUAAAGUGAUUGCGAAGAGUCCCAUACAUAUUGAGCAGAACGCGUCCAAAGUGUUGUUAGAUAUGGCCUUAUCUGCCAAUGGAGACAAGGGAUGUGCCAGAGCUUCGUUCCAAGAGGUGAACACACUUUUAGAGGCCCUCAAGAAUAGUGUGGAAACUGUUCGCAGUUCAGCCCUCAAUGCCCUUCAAAUUCUGUCGCAUAAUGUUUUGGUUAACAUGAAUGACGAAAAAGCGAAAUUUGUUUUGACACACAGAAUAUUUGUCACUCAAUUUGAUCCAAACGAAGAAUGCGCGACAAGUGGUCAACAAUUGUUCAGCGAUUGUAGGCUCCGGACAAGCGUUUCCCUUUGCAAUGCCUUAUUUGACGACAUAAUAAACGGCAAUUCAAUACUAAGACAUUCAGUUUCAGGCGCUAUGGAAGCGCUUUUGUCUGAAUAUCCCGAACAGACGCCGAAAGUUGUGAAGCAGUUAAUUGAUAUUUACAGAGAAAGAGCUAAAGUAUUGCCUCCUGUUAUCGAUAACUUUGGCCGCGCGAUAGCCAACAGUCAAGUGGACAUCUAUGAGCCCCGUUUAGGCGUUGCUCUGGUAUUGACACAAAUUGCGCCAUUGAUUCCCAAUGAGAUAAUCGAAGAAAUCGCUCACUUCUUUGUUCCGGAAGCGCUCGGAGAUCGUAAUGAGAGCGUCCAAAGCCAGAUGUUGGAGGCGGGCUGUGCUCUCGUCAAUCUUCACGGCAAAGAAAGUAUCAAUUUAUUGCUCAAUGUAUUCGAGAAGUUCUUAGACGACGCGCCCGACACUUCGGACAACGACGCCGUCAGACGCAGUGUUGUUGUUCUGAUGGGAACUCUCGCCAGACAUAUAGACAAAGAUAAUCCCAAAGUGAAGCCAAUUGUAGCCAAACUGAUCGAAGCGCUGUCCACACCGUCACAGAUGGUUCAGGAAGCAGUGGCCAACUGUUUGCCACAUUUGAUCCCAGCCUUCAAAGAGGAAGCGCCGUCUUUACUGCAAAAGUUG